GAACUUGACUCUUCUUUUCUUCACCACUAACCUGCACUAAUGGCAAAAGCUAUCAUCUAUUUAUUCCUUGUUCAGAGCUAAACCAUCCAUCUCCAGCUCCCAACUACAACCAGACCUCACAAGGAUCCAUAAUAACCUCAUGGCCAACUCUCUACACCUCCCUCUAUUCCUCCUGCUAUCUGUUCUUGCUGCUCACAAAGCCUCAGCUUCUUCCCACAACCAUGACCAUCAUCUCAGGUCCCUCCACUUCUCUCUCUUCCAACAUGAAACCGUCAACAAGACCGGCUACAUCGUUGUGGACGGCGUGGCCGGCACCGGUAUCAGCCAAACAACCACCCCCUUUGGCACCAUAUUCGUCUUCAGGGACAACAUGACAACAUCCCUGAAUGAUUCCUCCAGAGUGGUGGGCAUCGCAGAAGGGACUUCCAUAACAACGAGCUUCGACGGCCUUCGCAGCUUAUCAUUUGCCAAGAUCACCCUAAAGACCCAUGGCUAUGAAGGGUCAGUCUCCAUCCUAGGAGUUGUGCAUAACACGAAGCCUUCCGACCUCCCGAUCGCCGGCGGCACGGGGGAUUUCAUGUUUGUUCAGGGGUACGUGAGGUCGUCGCCGGUGGACUUGCAAGGCCUGACUGUUGUGUACAAGAUUGAGUUCCAUCUCUACUGGCCUCCAUAUGCCACCGAUGGUCCCAAGUAGUUGCAACUGGUGCCUGAGCUGCAUCAAUAACCAUCCCUACAUGGUUGUAUCUUAAAUUUUCUUAUGCAUCUAAUGUUGAUUUCAGGGCUGAGGUAGUUAAAAUAAGCUCAUGUUUGUGAGGUCAUGAUGGUAUGAAUCGAAGCUCAGUUUGUUCUUUUAUUUAAUUGAUCUA
Elaeis guineensis (African oil palm) is the source of this 866-nucleotide messenger RNA. RefSeq names its product pterocarpan synthase 1. NCBI's taxonomy places the organism in Eukaryota, Viridiplantae, Streptophyta, Magnoliopsida, Arecales, Arecaceae. The record is from RefSeq and is a predicted model, not a curated record.